Messenger RNA from Salvelinus namaycush (lake trout), 7834 nucleotides. Its product is annotated as cytohesin-3. Bases 343 to 1527 code for a protein of 394 amino acids. The transcript has 13 exons. Gene Ontology annotation, biological process: regulation of ARF protein signal transduction. NCBI's taxonomy places the organism in Eukaryota, Metazoa, Chordata, Actinopteri, Salmoniformes, Salmonidae. The record is from RefSeq and is a predicted model, not a curated record. Gene Ontology annotation, molecular function: guanyl-nucleotide exchange factor activity.
GAGCUCGGAUGGGAUAGCCUACUCUCCCGAUGCUAGUGGAGUGAAGGUGUAUCUGCCGGAUAAUAUGCAACCGAUCACUCUAGAAAAAAGACGUCGCCGAUUCAGUUCCAUCUGAAAUAGGCUACACUGAUGACGGAUAUCCAAGCGGAUUGCCUCGUGAUUCCAGCAUUGAUGGCAAGAAAAUAAUAUUCCCCAUAACAAGACGCGGCUUCUGUGGUCAACCUGUCUGCAAAUGCACCCUGCAAAUUAAAACGCGCAUUUCAAUAAUUUACCCCAUAUUCAUACAACAAGUUUCAGCGAUCUUACUUGGUUUUUUGGACCUUUGCAUUUUCCCCUUCAGCCAUGGACGAAGACAAUCAAGUACCUGAAGACCUUUCCUUGGAAGAGAGAGAUGAGCUGUCAAACAUACGACGCAGGAAAAAAGAGCUACUGGAUGACAUUGAGCGGUUGAAGUUUGAGAUUGCAGAGGUGAUGACUGAGAUCGAGCAGCUAACCUGCGUGGGGGACAGUAAAACAACACAAAGAAAUAAACAGAUUGCCAUGGGAAGGAAGAAAUUCAACAUGGACCCCAAAAAGGGGAUCCAGUUUCUGUUGGAGAACGACCUUCUCCAGCACACUCCUGAGGACGUAUCCCAGUUCCUCUACAAAGGAGAGGGCCUCAACAAAACUGUCAUAGGGGACUACUUAGGAGAGAGGGAUGACUUCAACCUCAAGGUGCUGCAGGCGUUCGUAGACCUUCAUGAGUUUGCAGAUCUCAACCUCGUACAGGCUUUACGACAGUUUCUGUGGAGUUUCAGACUGCCUGGUGAGGCUCAGAAGAUCGAUCGUAUGAUGGAGGCCUUCGCUUCGCGGUACUGCUCCUGCAACCCCGGUGUCUUCCAAUCCACAGACACGUGUUAUGUCCUGUCCUUCGCCAUCAUCAUGUUGAAUACCAGCCUCCACAACCCCAACGUCAGAGACAAGCCCCCCGUAGAGAGAUUCAUCUCCAUGAACAGAGGCAUCAACGAGGGAGGAGACCUGCCAGAGGACCUACUCAGGAAUCUCUAUGAGAGCAUUAAGAGUGAACCCUUUAAGAUCCCAGAGGAUGAUGGGAACGACCUGACUCACACGUUCUUCAACCCAGACAGAGAGGGAUGGCUGCUCAAACUGGGGGGAAGAGUGAAGACCUGGAAGAGAAGGUGGUUCAUCCUGACAGACAACUGCCUGUACUACUUUGAGUACACAACAGAUAAGGAGCCUCGUGGGAUCAUCCCCUUAGAGAACCUCAGUAUCAGAGAGGUGGAGGAACCCAGGAAACCAAACUGCUUCGAGCUCUACAACCCCAACCACAAGGGUUCGGUGAUCAAGGCGUGUAAGACGGAGGCGGACGGCCGGGUCGUCGAGGGCAACCACACAGUGUACAGGAUAUCGGCGCCCACGACUGAGGAGAAAGAGGAGUGGAUCAAGUCCAUCAAGGCGAGCAUCAGCAGGGAUCCCUUCUACGAUAUGUUGGCCACCAGGAAAAGACGGAUUGCCAACAAGAAAUGAGGAGGGACAUUCCUUCCAGGGACACCCCUCAUCCCAGGACAUCCCAAACUGGGACACCCCAAACCCCCUUUCCUCAGCCCACCAAUCCUCUUCCCCAGACAGAUCUUACUCAUGAAGUUAAACACCACUUCCACACUCCCCCUCCCUCCUCACCCAUCCCUCCCUCCACUCCCACGGACAGACUCCACUCAUGAAGUUCCCUCCCUACUAUCCCUCUCCCCCUGGACCCCCAGAACCCAACUUGUCACUAGAGAGAUGGCUGGCCAACCAAAGAUAGCCAUCUGACCCUUCAGACCCUGAUAGAACUCGCACCCGGUCUUGAAGACAACGAGGACAGGCUCCGGUCUUGAAGACAGCCCCCCUCCCCAUUCUGGACACUUCCCCAGCCGUGGCUGCAGUACCAGGGGCUGGAGUUACAGGGACAUGACGUCCCAGGACUAAAGCAGAGGACCAAUAUAUGUACCAACACAGGGAGACGUCCCUCUAUAGGACCAGUGUGGUUCAGCCACACUACAGAUUACCAAGGGAAGCCAGUGGGAUGUAUUAACAUGUAUUAACACACAUUCUCUCUUUCUCUCUCUGGCUCUCUCGUCUCUUUACUCCCCCGCACUGCCCUCCUGUGUCCCCCACAUUCCUUCUGAUUACUUCCAUGUGUUUCUAGCAGGGGUUGGAACAGAAAAUAUUUCCCAAUCAUUCCAUUCCGAGCAGAAACCCAAUUUUUUUCAUUCCGUUCCAGUGUUCCGACCAGAAAAUAAAGUUCUGAACCAGUUCCAACCCCCCAAAAAGUAACAGCUUAUAUAGUUCCUUUUCAUCAAAUGUUUAACCUGUGAAAUCAACAUGCGUUUUUACGUUUAGCAAAUCUAUUUACUCCACCAAUUAGUGCCGAUAGAGCAGCUUGCUAUGGAACGGGUUAGAUUGUUGUUUACAUUUUUAAUUGGUCACAUAAGUGCAAGUGUGAGAUGUGACUGAAAUUUCAUGGGUGGGGCAAGAGAGAGAGAGAGAGGUGGAUAUGGAGGGGGCUUGGCUUGAAGCUCUAAACAUCAUGGCAGGACUUGAAUUAGAAUGUGUGUAGGGUAUUACUAGCCUUAUAACUUCACUGAAUUACCGAAUAGUUUAUACUAGAAUUGAUAUGUAUUUAUUUUUGGAACUCAAAAGAACAUUAUUACCUGGUUCUCAAGAUUUGAAAAUAACAGUUAUGUUCCGGAACACUAGAGAUCACUUUUGUACACGGUUCUGUUUCUGUUCCUCAAAACAUUUAUUUAUUUUUCCUGUUCUGUUCCCUGAACUGGUUCCAACCCCUGCUUUCUAGGUGUCUUCUGCAUUUGGGCAACUUGAAAAGCAAAACUGCAAUUUUUCACAUACACAUGCAUGUAUGUCUGUUUGUAGAUAUACCAUAAAGUGCGUUUAGAAGUGGGUGUGCCAACUUGUGUGUGUAUCUACACAGUAUAUAUGCAUGUAUGUAUGUAAACACAGUAGUGUGCAAGCCAAGAGCAGACAUUUAACACAACGACUAUCUUAAUGCCAUCUCUGACAUCCAUUAUACAGAAAAGUUUUUGUGUGAUCAUUUAUAAAGAUGGUAGAAAAACAGAGUUCCUCUUGUGAAUGUUCAGGUGGAUGGAGAGACAUGGCAGAAAGAGGAGAGCGGAUGUGAGAGAUGGAGUGAGUGUGUCAGAGAGGGAGGGAAGGAGAGAAAGUUCCAGGGCUGCAGUAACCGUACAUGAACAUGUGACCUGACCAGGAACAAAUCUGGGCCUUACACUCCUGGCCCUAAACAUAAGCCAUGUAAUCAUCCCACUAUGGUGCUCAACUCUUUUCCCCAGGUGCCAUUGCAGCAGUUCUGCUGCAAUCUCAGAAUACAAAGCUAGGUUAGUGCUGAAAUUAGGAAGACACAACCUAGAAAAACUACAACAUUACAGUCUUGAGUCAGCUGGACUGAUUCCAUACAUUGUGUGGACCACAGAAUAUUAAAAUGUGCAUACUUUUUACUUUGGUUGUGAAUUAUAGGGGUGGUUACAUGGACCUAUAUUUAGCCUACGAUUGGAGUGUCUGCAAUGCAACUGAACAAACUUUGAAAAUGUGUUGUAGUCUAAGAGUAUGCUUGAAUAUGGGUUUGUGAAACAGUCCAAUAGGGUACCAGUCAUUUUAAGCUUUUCUUUCAGUGUCUCGAGGUCCAAACCUAUGCCAACUGCAUCAGUGAGGGGCGAUGCGUUGAUGUGACCCGUAUGCUUUUCAUUUGUAACCCAAGAUCCUUGCUUGCUUUUUGUGUUCCCCUUACAAAAUAUAAUCUACCAUCUUGUUUGUAUUUAUUUUCUUUGUCAAAUGGUUCCAUUCUGUCCGUAAGCGUUAAAACUAAAGACUUAAGUUAUGUAUAUGUAAAUAAUGUAUAGGUUUUAUGGGUCUCCUUUUUGUUGUUGUAUGAAUACUCUGAAACAUUUUACACCUACUGGCUGUACUUUGCAUCAGGUCAGUUUGGGGUCUUCUGUACACAAGUCAAAAACAUGAUCAUAAACAAAUACUAUAUAACGUGAUGUCAGGAAAAGUCCAUUUCCAGCAGGUAUGAGGAUGAUGGCGAUGGGGGUGAUGAUGUGGAUGAAUAGGAUAUGGGUGGUAGUAAUACUGAUGAUGAUGAUGAUGAUGAUGAUGGUAAGGCAGAUGUUGAGGAUGAAUAGGAUAUGGGUGGUAGUAAUACUGAUGAUGAUGAUGAUAAGGCAGAUGUUGAGGAUGAAUAGGAUAUGGGUGGUAGUAAUACUGAUGAUGAUGAUGAUGAUGGUAAGGCAGAUGUUGAGGAUGAAUAGGAUAUGGGUGGUAGUAAUAUUGAUGAUGGUGAUGAUGAUAAGGCAGAUGUUGAGGAUGAAUAGGAUAUGGGUGGUUGUAAUACUGAUGAUGAUGAUGAUGAUAAGGCAGAUGUUGAGGAUGAAUAGGAUAUGGGUGGUUGUAAUACUGAUGAUGAUGAUGAUGAUAAGGCAGAUGUUGAGGAUGAAUAGGAUAUGGGUGGUAGUAAUAUUGAUGAUGAUGAUAAGGCAGAUGUUGAGGAUGAAUAGGAUAUGGGUGGUAGUAAUACUGAUGAUGAUGAUGAUGAUGGUAAGGCAGAUGUUGAGGAUGAAUAGGAUAUGGGUGGUAGUAAUAUUGAUGAUGGUGAUGAUGAUAAGGCAGAUGUUGAGGAUGAAUAGGAUAUGGGUGGUUGUAAUACUGAUGAUGAUGAUGAUGAUAAGGCAGAUGUUGAGGAUGAAUAGGAUAUGGGUGGUAGUAAUAUUGAUGAUGAUGAUAAGGCAGAUGUUGAGGAUGAAUAGGAUAUGGGUGGUAGUAAUACUGAUGAUGAUGAUAAGGCAGAUGUUGAGGAUGAAUAGGAUAUGGGUGGUAGUAAUACUGAUGAUGAUGAUGAUAAGGCAGAUGUUGAGGAUGAAUAGGAUAUGGGUGGUAGUAAUACUGAUGAUGAUGAUGAUGAUGAUAAGGCAGAUGUUGAGGAUGAAUAGGAUAUGGGUGGUAGUAAUAGUGAUGAUGAUGAUGAUGAUGAUAAGGCAGAUGUUGAGGAUGAAUAUGAUAUGGGUGGUAGUAAUACUGAUGAUGAUGAUGAUGAUGAUAAGGCAGAUGUUGAGGAUGAAUAGGAUAUGGGUGGUAGUAAUACUGAUGAUGAUGAUGAUAAGGCAGAUGUUGAGGAUGAAUAGGAUAUGGGUGGUAGUAAUACUGAUGAUGGUGAUGAUGAUAAGGCAGAUGUUGAGGAUGAAUAGGAUAUGGGUGGUAGUAAUAUUGAUGAUGAUGAUAAGGCAGCUGUUGAGGAUGAAUAGGAUAUGGGUGGCAGUAAUACUGAUGAUGAUGAUGAUAAGGCAGAUGUUGAAGAUGAAUAGGAUAUGGGUGGUAGUAAUACUGAUGAUGGUGAUGAUGAUAAGGCAGAUGUUGAGAAUGAAUAGGAUAUGGGUGGUAGUAAUACUGAUGAUGAUGAUAAGGCAGAUGUUGAGGAUGAAUAGGAUAUGGGUGGCAGUAAUAUUGAUGAUGAUGAAAGUGAUGAUGUCCGAACUAUAAUGCUGACUGAUAAAGUUGAAUCCAGUAGAGUUUUUCUAUGUGUUUGUAAGAUAUGACCCCUGAUCUCAGGGCAGAAUAUUACCUUCUACUGCCCCUUGUGUGGGGCUAUAGCUAAAUGAACUUUUCUAUCUCUGUAAAAGCUAUUGGUCCCAUUGUACAUUACGUGGAAAGCUGCAUAAAGUAUACAAAGACUACAUCCGUUGUACGACGCAUUUAUUUAUUUAUUGAGCUUGACCUACAUAUUUGCAUAUGCAAUUAAUCACCCAGUUUAUCAGUAGACAAUAUGCUGAAAUGUAUAUUUUAUUAAACUUAGUAGGUCAUGGAUCAUAGGUUAUUAAGUUCUUAAUUUAUGUUAAUCAUCUAAGUACCAACUGUCAUCGGUAGUAAUUAUUUAAAUAGUCAUUAGAUACAAUAUUUGCCUGUUUUUUAUAUGGUGGAAAAGAAAAUGUAACUGGAAAAAAAACAUGUCCUGAACAGUAACCAACCAACUGACGUCCAACCCAUGUCUAUGAACAUUCUAAUGAGUUUAGAGACAGAUGGUCAAUAUGGAGUGGUGGGAAAAGUCUACAGUGCAAGAAACCCUUUACUGAUGGUUAAAGUCUAUGAGAAACCCUUUACUGAUGGUUAAACUCUAUGUGAAACCCUUCACUGAUGGUUAAAGUCAAUGAGAAACACUUUACUGAUGGUUAAAGUCUAUGAGAAACCCUUUACUGAUGGUUAAAGUCUAUGAGAAACCCUUUACUGAUGGUUAAAGUCUAUGAGAAACCCUUUACUGAUGGUUAAAGUCUAUGUGAAACCCUUUACUGAUGGUUAAAGUCUAUGUGAAACCCUUCACUGAUGGUUAAAGUCUAUGUGAAACCCUUUACUGAUGGUUAAAGUCUAUGUGAAACCCUUUACUGAUGGUUAAACUCUAUGUGAAACCCUUCACUGAUGGUUAAAGUCUAUGAGAAACCCUUUACUGAUGGUUAAAGUCUAUGUGAAACCCUUUACUGAUGGUUAAACUCUAUGUGAAACCCUUUACUGAUGGUUAAACUCUAUGUGAAACCCUUUACUGAUGGUUAAAGUCUAUGAGAAACCCUUUACUGAUGGUUAAAGUCUAUGAGAAACCCUUUACUGAUGGUUAAACUCUAUGUGAAACCCUUUACUGAUGGUUAAAGUCUAUGUGAAACCCUUCACUGAUGGUUAAAGUCUAUGUGAAACCCUUUACUGAUGGUUAAAGUCAAUGAGAAACACUUUACUGAUGGUUAAAGUCUAUGAGAAACCCUUUACUGAUGGUUAAAGUCUAUGAGAAACCCUUUACUGAUGGUUAAAGUCUAUGAGAAACCCUUUACUGAUGGUUAAAGUCUAUGUGAAACCCUUUACUGAUGGUUAAAGUCUAUGUGAAACCCUUCACUGAUGGUUAAAGUCUAUGUGAAACCCUUUACUGAUGGUUAAAGUCUAUGUGAAACCCUUUACUGAUGGUUAAAGUCUAUGUGAAACCCUUUACUGAUGGUUAAACUCUAUGUGAAACCCUUCACUGAUGGUUAAAGUCUAUGAGAAACCCUUUACUGAUGGUUAAAGUCUAUGUGAAACCCUUUACUGAUGGUUAAACUCUAUGUGAAACCCUUUACUGAUGGUUAAACUCUAUGUGAAACCCUUUACUGAUGGUUAAAGUCUAUGAGAAACCCUUUACUGAUGGUUAAAGUCUAUGAGAAACCCUUUACUGAUGGUUAAACUCUAUGUGAAACCCUUUACUGAUGGUUAAAGUCUAUGUGAAACCCUUCACUGAUGGUUAAAGUCUAUGUGAAACCCUUUACUGAUGGUUAAAGUCAAUGAGAAACACUUUACUGAUGGUUAAAGUCUAUGAGAAACCCUUUACUGAUGGUUAAAGUCUAUGUGAAACCCUUUACUGAUGGUUAAAGUCUAUGUGAAACCCUUCACUGAUGGUUAAAGUCUAUGUGAAACCCUUUACUGAUGGUUAAAGUCUAUGUGAAACCCUUUACUGAUGGUUAAACUCUAUGUGAAACCCUUCACUGAUGGUUAAAGUCUAUGAGAAACCCUUUACUGAUGGUUAAAGUCUAUGUGAAACCCUUUACUGAUGGUUAAACUCUAUGUGAAACCCUUUACUGAUGGUUAAACUCUAUGUGAAACCCUUUACUGAUGGUUAAAGUCUAUGUGAAACCCUUUACUGAUGGUUAAAGUCUAUGAGAAACCCUUUACUGAUGGUUAAAGUCUAUGAGAAACCCUUUACUGAUGGUUAAACUCUAUGUGAAACCCUUUACUGAUGGUUAAAGUCUAUGUGAAACCC